Messenger RNA from Gossypium arboreum, 561 nucleotides. RefSeq lists its product as uncharacterized. The transcript has a single exon. Lineage: Eukaryota; Viridiplantae; Streptophyta; Magnoliopsida; Malvales; Malvaceae. Bases 1 to 561 code for a protein of 186 amino acids. The record is from RefSeq and is a predicted model, not a curated record.
AUGAGCCAGUAUGCUAGGGAAUGGGUUCAAACCGAAGUUGAGAUUUGCAAACGCUUUGAGGAAGGACUGAACAAAGACAUUAAACUACUAAUUGAGAUUCUCGAAAUAAGAGAGUUUUCCAUGCUAGCCGGUCGAGCUAAGAAGGCUGAGGGUUUAAAUAUAGAAAAGAAGCUAGCUGAAAAGGAAACCCGAGUUUCGAGUAAAAGAUUCAUGAGCAAAUCACAACCCUAUGCUUCAAAGAAAUCAAGAAGUUAUCAUCAGCAUUUUACCUCAUCAGUGGGACAUACAGGAAAGGAAAGAAGUUCCAAACGCUCUAAAUCAAGGAAUUCGUCUCCCUCAGCAGCUAGUGUAGGGAGUGUUGGGAACCCAAAGCCAUGGUGUAAUGUAUGUAAUAAAUUGCAUUAUGGUGAAUGCCGGAUGAAAAGUGAGGCAUGUUUCAGGUGUGGUUCACUUGAUCACUUUCUUAAAGAAUUCCCGGAAAAAGCUGAGAAGGAUACUGAACAGCCUCCUAUAUCGAGUAACCUCACCUUAAGGGGUAGACCUCCACGACACCCCGUGUAA